Ctenocephalides felis (cat flea) is the source of this 929-nucleotide messenger RNA. It is a transcript of the gene Pfdn1, whose product is annotated as prefoldin subunit 1. Gene Ontology annotation, molecular function: protein folding chaperone. Gene Ontology annotation, cellular component: prefoldin complex; cytoplasm. The record is from RefSeq and is a predicted model, not a curated record. The transcript is spliced from 4 exons. NCBI's taxonomy places the organism in Eukaryota, Metazoa, Arthropoda, Insecta, Siphonaptera, Pulicidae. Gene Ontology annotation, biological process: protein folding. The coding region runs from base 87 to 464 and encodes 125 amino acids.
AGAUUGUUUCUCUGCCUUUGCGAUUUAUCAUCAAUUAUCAAUCUCAUUUUUCAUAAUUCCUUUCAUUGUAGAAAUUAUAAAUAAAAAUGGCAAAAACUAUUGAUUUGGAACUAAAAAAGGCUUUUACUGAACUUCAAGAAAAAAUGAUUGAAACUUCACAAAAGUUAAGAAUUGCUGAUAUACAAAUAGAGAAUUUGAAAAAGAGUAAACAACAUUCAGAAAUCACUGAACGAGAAAUAUCUUCGUUAGCUCCUGGAACGAAAACAUAUGAAUCUAUUGGUCGAAUGUUCUUAUUAAAUGAUAUUGAUAAUGUGAAGAAGAAUCUACAAAUGAAGCAGAAAAGUGCAGCGGAUAAAAUUGAAACCUUAGUGAACACCAAAAUAUACUUGGAGAAAAAUUUGAAAGAUAGUGAAAAUAAUUUACGAGAAAUGGUUCAAAAUAGAAAAGAACAAGACAAGUCAUAAAACAUAGCAAAUUCUGUAUUUCUCUGUUGAAUUUUUUGUUUUAGUAAAUUGAUAAUGGAUUAUAAAUAUGAUUGCUUGUUUUUAAAAAAAAUUUUGGUGAUAUGUAUAAGAAUAUUUUUCUGGAAAUGGUUAUGUUCUCAAAACAUCGUUAACCAGUUAACUGUGGCACAGUUUUGUGUCUUAAGAAUUUAGCUAUGACCUCAUAGCUUUAGUUCAAUUUGUCACAGAACAAGUUGCGCUGGUAAGAUAUGGUAUGAGAAACAUGUGUUCAUUUUACAAAAUUGGAAAUUUUAUUACCAAAUUUUAAGUUUUCGACUAACAUAAGCACACAUUGCAUGCAUAUUAAAUUUAUGAUGGAAUAAUUUUAGUUAAAUAUUAUACCUGUAUGUAAAACUACAUGUUAUAAUAUUUUCCAGGCACCAUAAAAAUAGUUAAGAAUGAGAAGCAGUAUUUAUUGAAAAAUAC